GUUUGGACAUGAAGACUUAUUUAUCCACCGUCUGGAUUAUCUACACACCUAAAAAAAUGAUAGCAAUCGCAGCCAUAAUAAGAGAGAACGCGUUAGUAAAAGUCAACACGAAGUCAACUCCUUUGUGGCUUUUAGCCCAUCCCACUUGGCGCUAUUUAAGUAAAAUCCCAGUAUUACCAACUUCAAAAAAGUCUCUCUUUCACAUUGAUCCUGUGUUUUAUAAAACCGAAUUUUGAUUCAGAGAUCAGCUCAAAAAUGAAGUUUGAUGAAUCGAAAACGCUCUUACCGGUGAGAAAACCUGUAAAUGGCAACCGCAAAACCGCUGGUUACAAGCUUUGGGUUCUAAUCGCUGUUCUACUCUUGGCCUUUGGUUCUAUGUUAACCGGUUCCGUCUCUCUCAAAGGAAUCGGUUUGUUCCAUUCUGCUGACGGCGUUAACGCAUUCUCUUUCGGCGAUGAUCUCGACGUUCUGGAAAUUGAAGAGAGAGAGAAAGUGGUGAGACAGAUGUGGGAUGUGUACGGACGCUCCGGUGGCGUUAAGGUUCCUCGGUUCUGGCGAGAAGCUUUCGAAGCGGCGUAUGAGUUUCUCAUCAGUGAUUCCGCCGCCGUUCGAAAUGCUGCCGUUUCCGAUAUCGCAAAGUUGUCUCUUGUUCGUUUUGUUAAGUCAGAGUCUACUUCGGCCCAGCCCAAUCUUCAUUGACUUGUGAAGCCCAUGAGGAUCACAUAAGAUUUUAAUUGUAUAUAGGAUUAAAUAUUAAAUACCGAAUAUGUAGCCUUAAUAAUGUAUUGAGAAAAUAAAGAAAUGAAAAAGCAUGAAUUGCUUCGUUCAACAUAAUUGACAACCAAAUUGUGUUCUCUGUCUAUUUGAAAUUAUUUAAUUUCUGAGUUUAAUCCCA
Arabidopsis thaliana (thale cress) is the source of this 895-nucleotide messenger RNA. RefSeq names its product sugar, putative (DUF1195). The coding region runs from base 256 to 699 and encodes 147 amino acids. Lineage: Eukaryota; Viridiplantae; Streptophyta; Magnoliopsida; Brassicales; Brassicaceae. The transcript is spliced from 2 exons. The record is from RefSeq and is marked reviewed.